UGAUAAGCCUGUCAUGCAUUCUUCUCCAUAUUGUUUAUAUUUCUUCUCGCCAUUUGCUCUCGUCUUGGCCAAAGCAACCAUGUCCCCUCCACUGCAAGUGCCCCACAGAACCCCUCCUGUCCUGUCUAUGCAACAGUAGUCCACCUUCCUCUCCUCUGCUGCCCCUUGAGUGCUGCCAACACUCAACUCCUUUCCUCGGUGAAAAGGAGCCACCUUUGGGGAGAAGCGGAGAGGAAGGGGAACGAGGGCUCUAUUUUUGCGAGAAAAAUAUCAUCUUUCCCAUAUUUCAAGCGAUGGCUCCAACCUUCGACUCCGCUGCGUCUACUCUCUUCUGCGCCGAGGACAACAUCAGCGUCCUGGGUUUAGAUGAGGAGGGGGAGGGUGGGCAUGGGCUUGGUUGGGUUUCUGAAGUAGAAAGUUCCGAUUUUUAUGGGGAUUUCCUCGUGGACUUCCCCGUUCAGUCGGAUGAGUGCGUGGGUUUGUUGGUCGGGAGGGAGACCGAGCAUAUGCCGCGGGAGGACUAUGCCGUGAGGCUGCGGUCCGGGGCGUUAGACUUAGCCAUUAGGAGAGAUGCUACUGAUUGGAUUUGGAAGGUUCAUGCUCAGUACAGCUUUGGGCCACUGAGUGCAUAUUUAGCUGUAAAUUAUAUGGAUCGCUUCCUCUCUGCCUAUGAUCUUCCUCAAGGAAAGGCUUGGAUGUCACAACUAUUAUCUGUGGCAUGUUUAUCUUUGGCUGCGAAGAUGGAGGAAACUGAAGUCCCUCUAUCUCUCGACUUACAAGUAGGCGACGUGAAAUAUAUAUUUGAAGCCAGAACUAUCCAAAGAAUGGAGCAAUUGGUGCUUAGCACCCUGAAAUGGAGGAUGCAAGCGGUGACUCCAUUCUCUUUCAUAGAUUUCUUCCUUCAUAAGUUCAAUGGAGGCAAUGCCCCAAGCAAGUUAUUGGUGUCUCGUUCUGUGGAACUCAUCUUAGGCACAAUUAGAGGGAUUGAAUUCUUAGCAUUCAGACCAUCUGAACUUGCUGCUGCUGUUUCGCUGUCUGUUUUGAGGGAGACGCAAAAUGUGGAAGCUGAGAAGGCUUUAUCAUGCUGUGUCCAUGUUGUGAAGGAAGGAGUCUUCAGGUGUUAUGAGAUGAUCCAAGAGUUAAUGGCAGUGAGGGGUAGGUCACUUGAAAUUGCUAGUCCAUUGGCUUCCUAUGUACCACAAAGCCCCAAUGGGGUGUUGGAUGCUGCAUGCCUGAGCUAUAAGAGUGAUGAUACGUCUGCUGGGUCACAAGCAACAUGUCAUCAAGAUUCUCCAGCUAAUAAGAGGAGGAAAACAAGCAGCUUGCCAAUCCCAUGAAGAAGGCCUUGUAUGUACUUGCUUUCCAACUUGUAGUUUGGUUUGGUUAGUGGGGUAUAUGCUGUGGUCAGAAUUUUGACAAAAGCCAUAAAAAAAAAAGGAGUGAGAUUCAGGAAAAGGAUUAAAUAAAAUCUCAUGCCUUAAAAGUGGAUCAGGCAGAUGAACAUGGGGCUAAGAACACUUGUGUCAUGAUCAAGAUAGAUAUAAAAGUGCCUUUGUUGUUGUUGUUGUUGGUCUCUUCUUCUUUGUCACAAACUAGUAGAGAAGUCCUUUGGGGAUCAAAAAUGGUCACCCAAACAAAAAUAACAAGGAAGAUUAGAGUUGAAAGACAAAGAGGAAGUGGUUUUCCUUGGAAGUUUCUUUUCUAUUGACAGAGUCUAAAUGAUCACACUUUCUUAUUGUA
This is a messenger RNA of Musa acuminata AAA Group (dessert banana), 1740 nucleotides long. RefSeq names its product cyclin-D3-1-like. The transcript is spliced from 6 exons. Lineage: Eukaryota; Viridiplantae; Streptophyta; Magnoliopsida; Zingiberales; Musaceae. The coding region runs from base 294 to 1337 and encodes 347 amino acids. The record is from RefSeq and is a predicted model, not a curated record. Gene Ontology annotation, biological process: mitotic cell cycle phase transition; regulation of cyclin-dependent protein serine/threonine kinase activity. Gene Ontology annotation, molecular function: cyclin-dependent protein serine/threonine kinase regulator activity. Gene Ontology annotation, cellular component: cytoplasm; nucleus; cyclin-dependent protein kinase holoenzyme complex.